Molecule: messenger RNA, 1452 nt
Organism: Caenorhabditis remanei
Lineage: Eukaryota; Metazoa; Nematoda; Chromadorea; Rhabditida; Rhabditidae
Exons: 5
Coding region: 1-1452 (483 amino acids)
Source: RefSeq, a predicted model, not a curated record
AUGAAAAAUUCUCUAUUUGCGUCUGCAAUUUUCUUUUUCUUUUUUGCUUCAAGUCAAGCUGCAAUUGAUCUGACAUGUCCAACUGCGAAUAUUACAAAUACCGAUGGAGCAUUUCCAGCUGGAGGAAUUUCCUUGUUCCCAGCUAAUUACACAUGCAUAAUUACAUUCCUCAUUCCUCGUGGCUUUGCAGUUAAACUUGACUUCCAAACUAAUAGGGGAUCUUUUUCGAGGGAUCAUAUUGUGGUUAAAGAUUCGGCUUCGGAGUUGUUUGAAAUGAACAACGUCGACAAUCUAUUCUACCUGCCCACUGGCACCAACUCCAUCAACAUCACCACUGUUACCAACACCUCCACCAUAUACUUCACUUGGAGAUUCAUGGAUGUCACCAAGUUCCAAAGAAAUCAAAUCUCAACUGGAUCAGUUGUCUCUAUGAACUUCACCGCCAACAAUUACUAUCAAUUCACUUCCAAAAAUGAUACGGUGCUAUUCCAUACCGGUUCUGUCAAUGGACAACCUGAUUUAUCACUCAGAAAAGUGUAUUACUAUGAUGGAGACGAUUUGAAUGCGAUGUUUUCAGGAAACCUUUAUGAUGGAAUAUUUAACACUUAUAAUUCCAAAGGAAAAUCCAUUACUCUAGUGAAUUUUUAUGGGACACCAACCAAUUCAUAUGGAAUUGCAAGUGACAGUUUAUCACUAUCGAAAUAUCAAAAAUAUUCACUCAACAUUUGCUCAAACUUGACAUUUUUCUCAAAUUGUAUACUACAAGCUAGUGCGGAUUUAGGACAAGAAAGUGCUAUGACGGUAUAUACGGUGGAUAUGCCAGAGUCUUUGAUUCCAUUUAUCACAUUUUUGAAUCCUAAUGCUACCGGACAACAAGUGAGAUUUCGACCUUUGGUACCAAUGGAUGGAUAUGGAGAUUUGUUGAGUUAUAAUGAAACUGUCGCCAAUACCUACUCACUUCCCCAAAAAAUCCUCUCCAACAUCUACACUGUCACAUGCUACCAGUGCAAAGCUCAAAUUGGUAUCCGUUCCACACAGGUUGAGGGCUGGACUCCAGUAGGACCAGGCAGCUCACGACUGAUUUAUUCUCCAUCUAUGUGGAAUCCAAAGUCACAACAGCCGCUGGCUCCUUAUUUUGUAAACUUCACUUCAAAUAAUCUAUCGGUCAAGUUUGUAUUCGAUAUUCAAUCAGUGAAAACGAUUAGUGUAGCAGACAAAUUGAGAAUCGAAGUAGGAUCCUCAUCAACAAGCAGUGUGAUAACCGAGUUCACGCAGUCAUCAAAUACAGUUAUUCAAAAGUCUGCAAUUGGAAAUUAUAUGGCAACAUCGUUCAGUGGGGCAAAUGCAACGUCUUCAUUUGCAAUUAGUUUGAGAGUAGAGGAUAAUGGAGCAGAAAGUGGAAUAAUCAGUUUGGUUGUAUUAGGAGUGGCGCUUCUUCGUUUGUUUCAAUAA